Colletotrichum higginsianum IMI 349063 is the source of this 1842-nucleotide messenger RNA. Its product is annotated as Cytochrome P450 52A11. The transcript is spliced from 5 exons. The record is from RefSeq and is a predicted model, not a curated record. The coding region runs from base 1 to 1842 and encodes 613 amino acids. Gene Ontology annotation, molecular function: oxidoreductase activity, acting on paired donors, with incorporation or reduction of molecular oxygen; monooxygenase activity; iron ion binding. Lineage: Eukaryota; Fungi; Ascomycota; Sordariomycetes; Glomerellales; Glomerellaceae.
AUGCUUUUCUUGAAACAGCUUCCACAGCCUCCGACGCGUGUCGCUUGCAUUUUCCUUAUAUUGAGCCCGCGGCUGCCCUGGAAACCACCUUCCUUACAUCUAAUACCGUAUCUCUUUGGUUUAUCCUUACCAACGGUUUGGAAAAAGCAGUUCAGCAUGCUGGGCCUUUUAUCUAUAGCGCUGUUAGCGCUUCCGGCGCUCAUACUUUACCUCUAUUCGGCACUGAACUACCGUCGAUUCAAGCAAUAUGCGCACUUUCCCCAGCUCAAGCCAUCCUUGGCAUGGGGUCAUCUCAAGGCGAUCGAUGCUUUCCAUAGGAAGCGUGGAGAAAAGGACGGCCAGAUGGACCCUGCCAUGGACGACAUGGCCGAAUCAAUCGGAUCCCCACCUGUCAUGUUCCUUGACUUGCGCCCAUUAGUCCGCCCAAUGCUGCUCAUCAGAUCCCAUGAGAUUGCGGAGCAGGUGUCAAGACAGUCAAAGACAUGGCCUUACAGCCUGCCCAAGUCAGAUACGAUGCUGCAUCUUUUCCCGCUCUUGGGCGAGAGAUCGAUCGUCAUGUCCUAUGGUCCGGAAUGGAAGGAUAUGAGAAAGCACUUCAACCCGGGAUUCGCCCCUCAACAUCUCAUAAGCUUAAUGCCAGUAAUCUUGGACAAGACCCAGGCGUUCCUUGCGAAACUGGACAGACUUGUCUACACUGGAGAGGUCUUUGAGCUCGAGCCUCUGUGUACGAACCUCACUUUUGAUAUCAUCGGCGCUGUUACCAUGGACGUCGACCUCGGUGCUCAACUCCCAGAAGAAUUACAGGGCGAUUUUAUCAAGGGCUACAAAGAAUUUCUUCUAUCCUACAAGCAAAGCAACGGCGUUCUCCAGUGGUGGGAGGGUCCUCGGAAGAACCGCCAACGAAAGAAGCUGGCCAAUGCUCUCAACACGUUCUUGGAGGACCUCAUUCGACGCAAGUUCGAUGAUGUCAAACAAAACCAGGACGUGUCAAGUCGCAGUAUUCUGGCGCUGAGUUUACGGGAUGUUGAAAUCCUCACUCAGGACAUCAUUGACGGAACCAAGGACCAGCUGAAGACCUUCAUGUUCGCCGGCCACGACACCACCAGCAUUCUCCUCCAAUGGGCCUUUUACGAGCUGUCCCGGACUCCACGCGCAAUGAAGGCUCUCAGAGCCGAGCUGCAUAGUCUUUUUGGUCAAGACCUGAGCCCCGAAACUGUCCGCGAAGCCCUGCUCACCAGAGGCGAAGAGAUCACUCAGAAGAUGACCUAUACAUCAGCAAUCAUCAAGGAAAUUCUGCGCCUGUACCCACCUGCCGGCUCCGCGCGUCUUACCCCUCCUGGCUCAAACUUCCAUCUCCAGCUGCCUGACAAGACCAGUGUAUGCGUCGACGGCCUUGUUCUAUACAACUGCGCCACCGUCAUCCAGAGAGAUCCCCAGGUCUACGGGAGUACCAAGGACGACUUCGUUCCGGAGCGAUGGCUCGGUAAUACGGACACGUCCAUGGCAACGAACGACGAUGAGAAAGUAGGUAUCAGUAAGGCCGGAGACAACAUCAUUCCCUCUGCUGCAUGGAGGCCAUUCGAGAGAGGGCCAAGAAACUGUAUCGGGCAAGAGUUGGCCAACAUCGAGGCUAGAGUUAUUCUGGCCAGUGUUGUCGGUAAGUAUGCCUUUGAAAAGGUUGGCCUGGGGGAGGCAACUCUAGACGAAAAGGGGAGGCCUAUCCUCAACGAAAAGGGACAGCACAAGUCCAGCACGCAUCUCUACAGCACAAGGCAAAUUACUGCACGACCAGUCGACAAUAUGAAGGUCCGUGUGAGGCUGGAAGAAGCUACAGAAGCGUGA